CAGAGCGGGGCCAAAGUUUGACAGGAGCUCGAGCGGCGAAGGCGGCUGGGACCGGCAAAGCAUUUACCUCAGCAAAAAGACCGAUAACCAGAGAAAAGAAAAUUUAAUCAUUAUCAACCCGCUCCACCCCCCCCCCCACAAAAAAAACUAUCUUGAGGAUUUUUUUUAUUUUAAAAUUUCCUGAGGGGGGUCGUUGCCAGGGGAAACCAUGUCUCGCAAAGCCGAGGAUAUCAACAGGCUCACGGAGAGCACCUAUAAGACUGUAAUGGAACAAUUUAAUCCAGGAUUACGGAAUCUCGUAAAUUUGGGCAAAAAUUAUGAAAAAGCUGUUAGUGCUAUGGUGGCUGCAGGCAAGACAUACUUUGAUGGCAUUUCAAAAUUAGGAGAGCUGAGUUCUCAGUCACCAGUCUCCAAAGAGCUAGGACAAGUCCUAAUGGAGAUUUCCGAAGUACACAAGAAAAUCAACAUAGAUAUGGAAGAUAAUUUUAGGAAAUUUCACAAAGAUAUCAUAAGUGAAUUGGAGAAAAAAACUGAUCAAGAUGUGAAAUACAUGAAUGCAACUCUUAAAAAGUACCAAACAGAACAUAGAACUAAAUUGGAUUCCCUUGAGAAGUCUCAAGCAGAACUCAAAAAACUUAGAAGAAAAAGUCAAGGAACAAAAAAUGCAUACAAAUAUGAAAAUAAAGAAAUGGAGUUUUUAGCAACCAUCAGCACAAGGGAAAAUGAAAUUCAGAGAUUCAUUACUGAAGGUUGCAAAGAGGCCCUACUUGAAGAAAAGAGACGGUUCUGCUUCCUAGUGGACAAACAUUGCAGCUUUUCCCAAGACCUGAGCAACUACCAUGAAAAGGUCAAUGGAAUGCUUAGUGCCAAACUAAACAGAUGGAAGGAGAAAUGUUUCGAUGCCACAAAGGUGCCAGAAUUUUUGGGUGAAGAUGACAGUCCCCCAUCAUAUAUAUCCAGAACUCCUCAACCUUCUCCAUUGAUGGGACGAUACACUGUACAUGACCCUGCAUUACAGAAUAAUUUAAAAAUACCACCAGCUCCUCCUGGGAGAGUUCAGAAAAGUCCUCUGCCAGAUAUGUUCAACAACCCAACUACUCAACGCAUGACCUCCGUUGAGAGAAGCACUGAUGUGUUAGAGGACAUCAAUCUAAUGAGAUCCAUUUCUGUUGCAACUGGAUUGAACAUGGUUCAGAGGCCAAAGGUGAAAAGCAUUUUUCCCCACACAGCAGGAAAUAACAAGAAUAUGUUAAGCUUCGCCGAAGGUGAUGUGCUAACACUUCUUAUACCAGAGGAAAAAGAUGGCUGGCUGUACGGAGAACAUGACAUGAACAAAUUGAGAGGUUGGUUUCCAACCUCCUACACCAGGCCAUUGGAACAAGGUCCAGAUAUGUCGUCUACACCCAGCACAGCUCCAGUGCGGAGUAUGAGCAUUCUGAAUCUUGCAGAGAGGUCAAAUGUUGUCCUCCCUCCUCCAGAUUACAUCUCAGAUCCAGUUAAACAUCACAACAAGGAAGUAUCAUUCCACUCUUACAGCAGUGCCCCAAGCAGAGGAAUCAUACCCCAACCAGACAAUACAAGUUCAAGUUCAGAGGCGAAUGGCAUCAUGAAACCACCUUUCCUCAGCGGAGGAAAUCCUUUUGCCACAGUAAAGCUCCGACCGACAAUAACAAAUGACAGAUCAGCACCAGUUAUUUAACAUACAAGUUAUAAAUGUAGCCUUUUUUUCAGUCAUGAAAUUGAAACCAACAGAUGCCAUUCUAAAUUAAUGUAUGUAAGCAAUCAUGCCUUCUGUACAAACUGCUAUCUCUACAGUUUAUUAUCCAAUUAAUGUAAGUUAUUUAUGCUAUUGUCCAAAUUAAUCACUGCAAAGAUGCUCUUAUACAGAUGAUGGUGGGACAAAAGAUCUUACUGGUGAAAGAGAACAGCAUUUACAGCGGAUCUUGUUGCUGUUCUUUUAUGGGGUGAGGGGAAAAACUUUUGCUAGGACAAGUUCAGUUUGAAAAUGCUGUUGCCUUCCAAAAUCCUGAUGCACUAGGCAUUAUGUACCAGAAUGUUAACUAUAGUUUAAGCAGAAAUGUAUUUACUUUGAUGUUUUAAUAUUUAGCCAAAACAAUUGUUUUGGGGAGAAAAAACUAACAUAUUGCUCAUUGUUUCACUGGAUAUGGGAGGUAUGACAAGAGGUUGCUUGUUUAUAAAGGCUGUGACUGAUCUUGCAGAAACAAGCCUCAUGCUCAUUGGCAUGUGCUUUUUGAAACUAGUGAUAGGCUAGAACAUAUUUUGUUUUGAUGUUAACAAUGGAAGCCAUAGACAUAGAUGUCAACUGAUUGUACCCAUUCAGUUCUUCUCUCAGGGAUGAAUAUGUGUGUGUAUUUUUAAAAAGAAAAACUUUAUUUCAUAAACUUUGUACCCUCCAUAAACCCUUUUUCUAAGCCCUUCCUCCCAAACCUUUUAUUUAUACCUAACUGGAAUCAUUUUAAAAUUGGGAGCUUCAUUAACUCAUUUUCACUCAAAAUCUAAAAUUCAGAAGAUCUCUCACUCUUUUUCUCCUCCCAUUUAAAUUUAAGCAGUUAUGAAUAUGCAAGUACAAAAUUAUAACAAAAUAUUGGCAGAUUCAUCAGCACCUGUAAAGAGAUAAAGGACAGUGUUAAUGUUUGGGUGUGGUCAGUUUUGACUGAGAUUAACAUUUUGGAUAUAGAACUGUCAAUGAUUUCCCCCCCACCCCCACAUACCAUUUGAAACAGUAACCUGUGCUUUUCUGUUUACUGGUGCUGAUGGGCCUGUUGUGUAUUUCCAACAUUUUCUGUUCCAUUUCUGAUUUUCUUUCAAAUGCUGCAUACAUGCAUGCACACCCUGUAGUUGUAGCCCAACCAAAUUGAGUUUUUCCCUAAAACCAAAAUCUUGAUAGAAAUCAUUCGUGGUGCAUUUUAAAUAUAUAAACCAAAGAGUUAAUAAUUGGAAGAAAAGUCAUAUUUAACAGGUUAAUACUGUAGACUUAUUUUUAUUUCAAGAAAGUGCCAUUGAGAUGAUCUCUUAAAGCAAUGUUUCUGUUUGCAUGUGUUUUGCGUUCUUAAUUCAUACACAUAAAAUCCAUGUAACGAAUUACAAGAUUCUAAUAAGGAAGUCUGAUCAUUGCCUGUAACCAGAAGUAAAGAAACAGCACUUCAAUCCACUGCAGCACUUCAGAGAUUAACCAAUUACUGUGAAUUUGCAUAUUAAACUAUAUUCCCUGUAAUUUUGCUGGAGUUUAUGCACUCAGUUUGAAAGUGUGGUGGUUAUGUGCAUCUCUGCAUGGACUAGAAGUAUUGGAAGUCAAUUUUGUAGAUAUUUGCCACUUCCAUUUCUGUCAAUCAUGGAAAUGUUUUGCCUUAAUGGUUACAGUAGGUAUGCUAGCUAAAAUAUAACAGGUUGCUACAGGUGGCAAUAUUACCAUCAUCCUCAGAGGUGCAGAGAAAAUGGGGCAAAGAACACAAUCAAAACUGUGUUCAAACCAAAUGCAACUACUGUAAAAUAUGGAGCAAUUGAAAUAGAAUGUGUCUUCUAAUGAUUUCAAAGUGUGUCUUUAGCCAGUGACUUACUAAGGAUGGGAAAUGUAUAGGUGGAAAGGUGAGAUAUAUAUCUGUAAACUCAGUUUUAAGAUGCACAAUGAACUUUGCAAGGUUGCAUCUUAGAUCACCAAUAAAUAAAGAAAAACUGCAU
Molecule: messenger RNA, 3699 nt
Organism: Carcharodon carcharias (great white shark)
Lineage: Eukaryota; Metazoa; Chordata; Chondrichthyes; Lamniformes; Lamnidae
Gene: baiap2l1a
Product: BAR/IMD domain containing adaptor protein 2 like 1a
Exons: 14
Coding region: 209-1699 (496 amino acids)
Biological process (GO): positive regulation of actin filament polymerization; actin filament bundle assembly; plasma membrane organization
Cellular component (GO): nucleoplasm; cytosol
Molecular function (GO): protein binding
Source: RefSeq, a predicted model, not a curated record